CGGGCUGGACAAGAUGGCGUUGGUGGCUGUGUGGCUGCUGGCCGCGUCUCCACCGAGCGCCUGACGACGCGGCGGACUGCGCGGACGGGACACGGCGACAGCAACAACAACAACAGCAGCAGCAGCAGAGCAGCACAUCUCACAUUUCCACUUGACAGCUCCAGUCCUCUGGAAGUUUCAGAACAUCGUCCGUGUUCCGAAUCGACGCCACAAAACCGAGAUCAUCGAAAUAACAGCCAGCAACACAACCCCCCCCCCCCUGGUCUCCUUCAUCGUGAAGCAGGAACGUCGUCGUCUUCUUCGUCGUCGUCUUCAUCGUUGUCAUCGUGGUCCGGCCGCUCUCCUCGUAUGAGUUCCUCGGACGGGUCUGGCGGGAGCUCAGCGGCCCGUGCCAGCCCAGCAGCAGCAGCAGCCUGCAGCAGCAGCGAAAAGAUUUCCGAUAACAACCGCCAUCCCCUGGUUGGAGACUGUGAAUCUGGCCUCAUGAAGCGUGCAGCUGUGAAGCAGAUGAUAGAGCGGUAUUAUCACCAGCUGACGGAAGGCUGUGGCAACACCAGCUGCUCCAACGAAUUCUGUGCCUCCAGUCCAGCCUUCAAGCCUCUGGAUAACAACAGUGCAGCAAUCAGGGCUGUAGAGCUAUGCCGUAACAAAGCCAAGCUGUGUGACCCGCACCCUUCCAAGAGGGGAGCUUCUCUCUGCCACAUCGACUACUACUCGGAGGGCGACCUGGCGUCCCAGGACAGCCGGAUAGCCGAGGGAGCCGUGGCGUUGGGGAAGGCGGCACAGCCCCACAGGCAGGACUUCCCAGAUGUAAGAUUCCUUACGGAGGAGAAGCUGGAGGAGAUAAUGCAGACAUGCACCAGCGUGGGAGACCUGUCUCCGCUUGUGCGGGUCAUAGGCCGCAUCUUCUCGAGCGCCGACGCCCUCGUCCAGAGCUUCCGCAAGCCCAAGCAGCCGUCCAAGGAGGAGCUCAAGUCCCUGCAGACCAAGGACGAGGACAAGGACGAAGACGAGAAGGAGGUGUUUGUGGAUGCGCCCAUGGAAGUGGAAGAGGCUGCGGCGGCCACGGCCGAAGGUGGCAAUGUGGCGGCCGCGGGGGCGGCAGCGUCGUCGUCGAGCGGCCAGACGGAGGCCAAGAAUCACUUGGUUGAGCUGGGGCCCGACGAGGUGACGUUGGACAUUGAGGCGGUGCGUCGCGCUUACCGGCUGCUGCUGGCGCAUGACAGGAUAGAGACGGCGAUUCUCAAUGCGCUGUUAUGCCUGUCGCCCAACGUGGAGUGCGAACUGACGUACCAUAACAUGUACGUGCGGGACCCCAACUACCUGAACCUGUUUGUCAUCAUCAUGGAGAACCACAACCUGCACAGUCCCGAGUACCUGGACGUCGCGCUGCCGUCAUUCUGCAAGGCCAUGAGCAAGCUGCCACUCGCCGCGCAGGGCAAGCUGGCGCGGCUGUGGUCGCAAUACAGCCCAGACCAGCUGCGACGCAUGCUGGAGACCUUUCAGCAGCUCAUCACGUGCAGGGUCAUCACGCAGGAGUUCAACAGCCGCAACUUGGUGAACGAGGACGACGCGGUGGUGUCGGCCACCAAGUGUCUCAAGGUGGUGUACUACGCGAGCCUGCUGGGCGGCGACGUGGAGAAGGGCCACAUCGAGGAGGAGGAGGACGACGACGACGAGCCCGUGCCGGAUCUGAACGACGCCACGCUGCGCGAACUGCUCGGCGAGGACCGCCACAACAAGAAGGGGCCGCGCAUUGACCAGCUGGAGGCCGAGCUGAGCCUGCGCAGGACCGACUGCCGCAAGCCGAUGAUCCCGUACGAGGAAUUCAUCAACGAGCCGCUCAACGACGUGCUGGAGAUGGACAAGGACUUCACGUUCUUUAAGGUUGAGCAGGACAAGAAGUUUUCGUUCAUGACUUGCCCAUUCAUCCUGAGCGCCGUCACCAAGAACCUGGGCCUGUAUUACGACAACCGGAUACGCAUGUACAGCGAGCGGCGGAUAACGGUGCUCCACAGCCUGGUGCAGGGCCAGCACCUGCACCCCUACCUCAGGCUCAAGGUCCGCAGAGACCACGUCAUCGACGACGCGCUCGUUCGGUUGGAGAUGAUUGCUAUGGAGAACCCUGCGGACCUGAAGAAACAGCUGUACGUGGAGUUUGAAGGAGAGCAGGGUGUGGACGAAGGUGGCGUCUCCAAGGAGUUUUUCCAGCUCGUCGUGGAGGAGCUCUUCAACCCAGAUAUAGGAAUGUUCACGUUUGACGAGUCGACGAGGCUCUUCUGGUUCAAUCCGUCGUCGCUGGAGAACGAGGGCCAGUUCACGCUGAUCGGCAUCGUGCUGGGGCUCGCCAUCUACAACAACUGCAUCCUCGACAUCCACUUCCCCAUGGUUGUCUACCGCAAGCUCAUGGGCAAGAGGGGGACCUUUCACGAUCUCGCCGACUCCCACCCGGCGUUAUACCAAAGCUUGAAGGACCUGCUGGCCUACGAAGGCAGCGUGGAGGAUGACAUCAUGGCCACCUUUCGCAUCUCCUACUUCGACAUGUUUGGCACCCCCAUCACUCAAGAUCUGAAGGAGAAUGGCGAGGACAUUCCUGUCACUAAUGACAACAAAAAGGAGUUUGUCGACCUGUACGCCGAGUACAUCCUCAACCAGUCGGUGGAGAAGCAGUUCAAGGCGUUCCGCAGAGGCUUCCACAUGGUGACGAGCGAGUCGCCCCUCAAGGCCCUCUUCCGGCCCGAGGAGGUGGAGCUACUCGUGUGCGGCAGCCGGGUGCUGGAUUUCCAUGCCUUAGAAGAUGCAACGGAAUAUGAUGGUGGAUUCAAUAAAAGUUCAAGAGUCAUAAGGGACUUCUGGGACACAGUGCACGAUUUUUGCGAAGACAAAAAGAGGUUGUUCCUUCAGUUCACCACCGGCACAGACCGGGCACCUGUCGGCGGUCUGGGAAAACUCAAAAUGAUUAUCGCCAAGAACGGCCCCGACUCGGACAGAUUGCCCACGGCACACACCUGCUUCAACGUGCUGCUGCUUCCAGAGUAUUGCAGCCGGGAAAAGCUCAAGGAGAGGCUACUCAAAGCCAUCACCCACGCCAAGGGCUUUGGCAUGCUCUAGGCAUGCUCUAGGCAUGCUCUAGGCAUGCUGUAGCCGCUGCCUAGCCUCCAGGAAAGGGGGGUGGUGGUGGUGGUGAUGUGAAGGGGAGUUGGAGGAAAUCCCCACCAGUUGGGCCAACACAUUUUUAGUUUUGCCUCCCGGCCGCAACUCAGCACAGGCUUUGCAGCAAGGCUACAGUGAUUUGCCAAAAUCAAAUGAAACCACAAAGAUAGCAGCGAGUAAGACCCCUCACAAGCCUUAUUAAUUUGCUUCCGAACUCGUUAUGGCUGUUCUAAAUGAUGACAGCCGCAGUUUUUUUUUCCAUCACAAGAGUAUCGUUAAAAUCUACUUUGUUUAUUCUUCCUUCAAUGCCCAUGUAUGUUGCUGCUAAUUUAUAGUUGUUUUCAUACAUUUUUUUUCUUGUUAUAUAUAUCAAUUUUGACGUAAAAACAUUUGUGGUCAUUGUUGAAUUAAAGCAUUUUCCCCCACUGUCAAUUAAGGUUUUUCACAUUUUUGAUUUUUGUUACAUUUGACAUAUUUUUCUUCUUUGUUAAAGUGCAAACAUUUAAAAAUAAUGAUUAAAUUGUUCUAUUAUUUGCCACAGCCCAGGGUAAGAGAGCGGUCAUUGAAUGGUUAUCUUGUCCUGAAGAUAUUGUUUUCGAGAUUCGAAUUGAAAGCUUUGCAUGACUGCAUACUAAUUAUUUUUUUAACUAACCAUCAUUUAAUAAACAACUAAGCAUAUAAUUUAAGUGGUAAAUGUACACUGAUAGAAAUAUUCCAAACGCGGAUUAAAUAAACUGUCCAAAUUAAUAUCUUAGUAUAACACAUGCUAAAGCAAACCCUUUUAUGUGGGGCAGUCAAAACAUUUUGAGAGCUGGAUAUUGUUGAAGCACGUACAUUUAUUUAUUAUAAUGGGCCCUUAAAAUCACAGCGCUUGCUAUAUGAUAGGUACACAAAGAUGAGGCUUAAAAACAACGAAAUACUGUGACUUUUCUUUCUCGUUCUUUAACAACUGCUAUGUCUGCCCCAUGUUGAGCAAUGAUUUGUGUUUGCAGUGGUGAAUGUGAUGUUUACAGCGAAAAGAUAAAUUGUAAAGCAUGCAUUUGUGGCAGAUGUUGCAAUAACUACUUACCAAUGGCAAAUGUUACAAACCAAACUUCUGUUGGCAUGCGCCAAAUUACCAAACUUGUAAAACUAGAUGAAAAUACAUACAAUUGAAAUCAUUACAAAGAAAUCAAGGUCUUUAUAGUUUUUUCAAUGAAAAGGUUCUUAUAGAUAUGUACGGAGCUAAGAUGCGAUAAUAUCCACGGUAAAUGUUCCAUGUCACCACUGUCUUGUUCGGUGCUCACGAUUGAGUUGCGGUUUAAAUGGUUCAUCCACAGCAUUUGUAGUUUAGCUCGGGCACUUAUUAUACCGAAAUAUGUCCAGUUGUCAAGAUAGUUUAGUAAACGUGUUUUUUUGUCAAGGGACGCAAACGUCAAUUUGUCCAUUUAAUAUAAGCACUCUGCCUCGAAAUUACCAAGACUAGUCUGUUGGUUUAUAAGUCUUCCAAUAGACACCUUGUACUUUUAAAAGAAACUACCCCAUUGCGAUCGACUCUUUCUGCACACUGAAGCAUACUGCACACCACCUUACCUUGUUCAUACCAUUUUUUAACGGGACUUAACCAAUGUGAUUUUAAAAGCAGAAAUCUCUGAAUAUAAUUGCCAUGUAUUGACAGCCCUCCACGUUACUGAGACCACACUUCCCGUAUUUUGUCAAAAAUAAAUAAAAUCUGAUAUGGCACUUGUGCAUGUACUCUGUUAAAUUAAACUUUUGCUGAUGUUUCUAAAGCCAUUGAAAUUUAUAUUGACAUGAACGUUUGUGUUUCUCCAUCUCCGCAAAGAAAUUGGUUUGCCAGCGAGGAGUCUUGUAAAUUAUUUUGGCUUUAGGUCACAAUAAAGCGUAUGCACUUAAGCACAUGUUGCGCUUUACGAUCACCAUCAGUCGUAGGCGAUUACUAAAUGAAAGCCUCACCGUUCUCUGAUAUCACGAAUCAUCUCGUGCACAUGAGCUAAUCUCAUCGCUCCAUGUCUGGCGGCCGCCGAUUUGUCACCAGUCACAUGGACCGGUCCUCAAUCCUUACAGGAAUGUCCUGCCCAAGCCCACUUUCGGUCACGGUCCAUAUGAUGUUUGUCUAAUUAACUUUUCAUCUAUUUGAUUUUCUGUCACGAUGUAAUUCCCAAUGCACAUUGCAUGCCUUUUGUACUAUUGAAUCUUUGGUCCCUUUGUUAGUGUCCAUGUUUUUAAAUGUCAUCGCAGGUAACGUCCACCGAUUCCAAACUUUACUUCUCGAAGCCCGUUGGUAAAUGUAUUUUCAAUAUCAAAUUCAGUUUUACAGAAGCACUUAUCCCUGUUGUCAUUUGCUAUAAUUAAUAAUUUUAAUGCUUAUCCCUAUUUCAAUUAUUGUCCAAUUGUUUUAUUUUGUGUAGCAAACUGGAACAGUACUUGUAUCGCUUGCAUCAACACGCAUUAACAACUUCGGAGUAAAUGCAUGCACGAAUUAGAAUAACCUGAAAGGAGAGCAGAUCGUGAUUUCAAUUUUUUUAAACAUUGCAAUUAAUUACUGGAAACUGAUGACUUUGUGCUAAAUGGUGGCAAUGUAAGUAUCAUGCUUUGCUGGCCAAAGAGUUUCAUUUUCACAAUGGUGGCGACGACACUGAUCAUAAGUCGAGCAGAGGCCAAGACUUGGUAUGAACGAGAAAGUCCGCUGAUGACAGGCCACACCCACAGAUCAUUGAUGUUGGUUGUGCUUUUCUGAGAACUUAAUUUCAGCAGUGUUUCAUAAUUUGAUGGUGCAUACUUAGAUUUUGGUUGGGCCUGGGAGUUCUCAUCAUGUUAACACAAGUUCGGAAUGCAAGCCAAGUCAUUGCAUCGAACAAGUGUACAUAUUUGUGCACCAGUUCUGUCUACUCUUGCUUGAUUGUAUUUUAAUUUGAGCACCAGUGAUUGGUCUACUAUUGCUUGGUUUUGUUUUAAUGCAGCAUCUCUUAAGCUUUCACCGAGUGCAUUGGAAUCCUUUUUUGGGGGCCGAAUAGGAUCCAUCCAUGAUCCUUCAAGGCCUAAGAAGGUUAGACUUUCAGUGUGGGGCUAGAUUCGUACGCAGCAUUAAUUUCCACAGCAUAGAGAAAGAAAUGUAACAGGAUGCAGUGUGUGAACAAUUUGACUUAGCGAUCACAAGCAGCCAAUCGUGAGCCUAUUGUCUUAUUGCUAAAAUCAUUUCUUUGUAACAUCAAUUUUCUCUCACAAAUUAGAGUUUGAAGGGUUAUAAACGCUAUGGGGAAACGUGUUUCUUGAAACAAACGUGCUCUCUUGAAACUCGCUGCACUGGCACAGCUCUGUAAAUGUUUUGGAGUCUAGAGUCGAUAUUUUAAUAACUUUCCGUGCAUCAGCAUUUAUGUCGAUCAUGUCUGAUGUCCGAUUCAAUGCCACUUAAAAGUUACAGGGCAGGAGACUGUACGUAGGAGGCCAGCUUGAUUCGAGUAAAGGGAAUUUUACUGAUACCAAGGUUAAUGUGUACAACAUGCCACAUUUCUACAGCAAUGUCUUGUGGAACCUGUAAUGUUUUCUUUAAACGAUGCAUUGUUUUAACUCGGUGUGUAACAAAACAUGAAUGUAUGGAGUUUCCUUACUGUGUACAUGCACCCCCAAUUAUCCAGACCUUGUUAAAAUAAAAGUGCAUUUUGCAGUCACUGCUUUUGUUUGCAAGAGAAAUGUUGGUGGAGUGUAACUUUACAUUCUUAGCUCCCAAAUUCACGUCAUUUGUGGCUUAACUGGGUUUCAGUCAAAAUGCACUUGAAAACCACAGAUGCCCAAUAGAUAAAUUUUAGUUAUUUGCAGGUGUUGGUUCAAGCAGGUUUGCCGUGUUUAAUGUUUAUUUGCAAUGUUUAUUGUGCUUUUCUUGUUACUUCACAUCUUAAUAUUUUCAGGAUAAUGAAUUACAUGCAACAUUACAAUUGAGUGUCUAUUAUAAGCACAGAUCAUUGGAAGAGUGUGCAGAAUUUUAUUGGCGAACCGAAGAGGGGAUUAUUUGUUGUGUUAUUUUGAACAUGUAUUUUAAAUGAACUCUAAAAUGUGGCACAUCCCGAAGGCGAAUGUGAAACCACGUGUGUCGCAUCAUCCUGGAAUGUCUCCCCUUAUAAGGCUGUGCAUGCUUGGGAAGCACGUGCUAUUCAUCCAAACGUAAUGCCCUGCAGCUGUUUAACCGAGCUUCAUCCAGAAACUUUUGUUUCACAAUACAAUUACAGCGACAAUGCGUGGGGCUUUGGAUGUCAAGUUAAGGUGAAAUGGGUCACUGACCCUUCACAGCAUAUAAUUUAAAGAAAACGUUCUGACAAUGUUUCUUUUUACACACCACUGCAUCUUUAGGGAGAGCUGUUAAAACUGACUUGCUUAAAUUAUGAAGUGUUUUCUUUCACCGAUGACUACUCGCUCACGUAAUUUUGAGAAUUGUAUUCCAUUCUGUAGUUUAACAACAUUGGCCUCAAUGCAUCUUUUUUUAAAGGCCACUGUAGCGUAUAUUAUAUAAUUCAUUCACACAUUUAGGUGGUUUGUCCUUGGCCGGUUUCACGUAAUUGCUGAAUUGCUAAGUAAGCAGUGGCAGACUUGGGAUUUCAAGAUGUGGAUGCAGGUCAUGAGCAAUUGUGACUGGCUGUUUGCAGACCAGACAAAAAAAAUCAAGUUUCACUCCGACACAUAUACAGUACUUUGUCCUCUUGCUUGUCCCCUGCUGUGUAUAACUCUUUAAUGUCUCAUACACAAAAUAACAACCAACUGAAAUUUAGGGUAAGGUAACGUAUUGUAUAAUUUCAAAAAAUAAACGGAUGAAAUAUAUAUGUAUAAAACUAAAUUGCAAUCUAUGGUGCAAAAGUGUACUGGAAUGUUUUCAGUAUGCGGACUAAGCUACGUUGUACAUUGUUACAAGUUGAAUAACAGCUUAUUAGUAGCCUCGUCACUGCUUGUAUAAUUAGAACAUGCGAGAAACGGUCAAUGGGUUUUGACAACAUGAUACUAAAAUAUGCAUGCACUGACGAUAACCACCCCUCAUAAAUUAUGUUAUUAAUCCGUAAUUAAUGGGGCUUAAAAGUCAGCAAAGCAUUAGAUGUGUUCAGCAGUGUUUAGUAUCCACUUCUCAAAACCUGUUGGCAAUCUUUAAUACAUCAAUAUGAACCACGUGUUUUUGUUAUCUUAUUAUUUUGUUUAAAAGGGCAUCUGUAUGGUGUUUUUGGCUAUUUUCACAUUUGCUUUUGAGACAGACACCGAGGAGGGGAGGAGUGUCUUAUCACAGUUGUCGCAUUGUGACUGUGUAACCGGAGAAUAAAAUAAUAUAAAAUUUUCA
Molecule: messenger RNA, 8467 nt
Organism: Lethenteron reissneri (Far Eastern brook lamprey)
Lineage: Eukaryota; Metazoa; Chordata; Hyperoartia; Petromyzontiformes; Petromyzontidae
Gene: UBE3A
Product: ubiquitin protein ligase E3A
Biological process (GO): protein polyubiquitination
Molecular function (GO): ubiquitin protein ligase activity
Source: RefSeq, a predicted model, not a curated record